GGCAGCUUCCAUGAAAAUUAUGUAAACAAACUUUAUUUUUUGCGAAAAAAAAUUAUUUUACGUUAAGUUAUUGCCAAAAUAUGAACGACAAACGCCGAAGAGCACGUGUUCAAGGAGGUUGGGCACCAUCAUUAAAUGUGAGAUCCGAUAGAGACAAGGCCAAACCUCAAAACGUUCCAAGCUGGUUUGGAAAAAAUAUAGAUCAGGUGCAGCCUUCCUCCAGUACAAAGAAAUUUGUUUAUGAACAACCAUCAGAGGAACUGAGGCAGAAACCUGCAGACAAAGUUAUAUCGAAACCUGGUGUGUAUGACAUAAGUUCUGAGCCCUCUGGACUAUCCAGGCUGAGAUUCUUUCCUGACUUUCUGGACCCAAAAAAUGCAGAUCAGAUGUACGAGGAAUUGUUUCAUGGAUUACCAUGGCGACAGAGGAGUGAUGUAAAAAAUGGAGAAAAGUAUUUACAGCCAAGGUUGACAGCAUGGUAUGGUGACCAUCCUUACAGAUAUUCAGGAGUCACACAUGAUGCCUGCACUGAGUGGCAUCCUACAUUACAAAGGAUAAAACAUUUACUUGAAGAAAGCACUGGUUUAGAGUUUAACUCAAUGCUGGCCAACUUGUAUCGGGAUGGACACGACAGCCUUGCAUGGCACUCUGAUGAUGAGAAGUCACUCGGACCUGAUCCAACAAUAGCAUCUAUAUCAUUCGGAGAUACUCGCACAUUUCAGAUGAGAAAGAAACCACCAGCUACGGAAAAUGGAGAUUAUACAUAUAUGCAGCAUGUAGAAGUGCCGCUGACUCAUGGCUCAUUGUUAAUUAUGGAAGGUUCUACACAAGAUGACUGGCAGCAUCGAAUACCAAGGGAAUACCAUGAUAGAUCUGGAAGAAUUAAUCUGACUUUUAGAGUUAUCUUUCCUGAUAUGUGAAUAUUAUGAUGCAUUUAUACACAUGGGGUGGUAUCAGUCAUUUUUGUGACAUUUUCUUCUCUCUCUCUUUCUAUAUAUUUAUAUAUUCUCGCGAUCUCACAUAUUGGAAAGUCAGCUGUUCUGUGUUUACUUCUAUCCCUUAAUGCACACUAUCUCUAUAAAAUUCAUUGUAUUGUUGAGAUCCAUUUAAGUUUCUAACGGAAAAUAUAUACCUUCUCUGGUCCCAGUCAGUUACGAAAAAAACUAAGAGGUCACUGCUGAUUUGUGAGACAUGAUAACAGACUUUAGUGUAUAUGCAAAUGUUAAACCAUUACAAAUGUGUAGUAUAAUUUGUAUGAGUAUAAAAAGCAGCAUUGAACUAAUCUUUUUAGGUUAGUGGGCUUGUUAAGAAAUAUGCACUCUGGUUUGUACUAGGCUCUUUGCGGUAAUUGGUCUAGUAUACUGUGGUAUUGAUUGAUUCAUAUAAAUUCUCUCUACUUAACAUUUAUGUUAUUGCUUUUUUUCAUAGUUUACAUGAGGGAUAGGGGCUGUGUUGGAUCACAUGGACAUAUAAUAGUGAUGUGAUUAAAUAGUUUUGAUACUGGUCCCCAGUGGAACAUUCAUUUUCAGUUUGUAUUGGCGACUUAUUUAUUGCAUUUUUAACUAUUUAUUUUAAAUUAUUUAUAUGGAUUGAAGUGAAGUUGGAUGUGUUUUGCAUGAAAUUAUAAUUGUAAUUGAAAAAAAGAUACUUUAUUUUGUGUUAUACAUUGAUUUUACUGAACACAUUUCAAGGCUAACUUUGAAUAGUUAAACCAUUUUAAAUAUGCUGUGCAUUUAUUCCAAUUCAUUUAGUUAAAAAUAAAGAUAAUUAUAUAAUAUGAUCAAUACGAGGCCCAUUCAUUAAAUAAUGAAACUCUUAAGUUUAUUUAACCUUUAGCCUGUGGCGGCAAGUGAUUCUGCCUUUGCGACCAGUGCAGACCAAGAUCGGCCUACACAUCCAAGCAGGCUGAUCAUGGUCUGCACUGUUCGCUAUUCAGUUGGUCAAUUUUCAGGGAACACCCCUUUGAAUAAUAAGCCCAAAUUGAAUGAUGGACCAGUCCAUUUUAGAAAUUUAGCAGACUAAAGGUUAAUAAAACAAAAUGUAACCAUCAGGUUGCUGGGAAGGAAAUACAUGGAACAAGAAUGAACAAAUUCUAUGGCUAGGUUAGAAUGUGUUGAUGUAAUACUGCACUAGGCUCACGGCUGUGAUAUUUUCAUUUAGCAAGAAAUUAUAAAUGACCAAAAUAGCAUUAAUAAUUUUUGAUAACUACAGCUUACAAGAAAACACGAAUCAUAUUAUCCAAAACAGCACACAUUUCCUUUUGCAUUGCUUAGCAGUUCCGGCAUCUUUAAACAUAUCAGAAUUUAAUUUCUUCAGAGUUCUUCCAUUAGUCUUAUUUAUAAGACAUUUGAGCCUAGGACUCCAGUUCAGAGAUAUUUUUGAAUCUUUCCUUUUAAACUAGGUUGGCAUGGCCUCAGUUGAAUUUUGAAAACAAAUUUCUUUCAUACAUUUUAAAUUCAAGAUACUACAUUUUAGGUGUGUUUUAUCGGGAAGAUUGUUCUUUCUGAAAAAUUAUUAACAUUUUGUCCCAGCAAUAUUAGUUGGCAAUAAUAGGGAUAGAUAAUGCAAACAGGGUUACAAUGUCAGUGUUGAUUUCUAUGUCUCCCCUCUUCUGGGGGAGACAUAUUGUUUUUGCCCUGUCCGUCCGUCCAUAUGUCACACUUCAUUUCUGGGCAAUAACUGGAGAGCCAUUUGACCUAGAACCUUCAAACUUCAUAGGGUGGUAGGGCUUAUGGAGUAGACACUGCUUGGUUUUUGGGGUCACUCCAUCAAAAGUCAAGGUCACAGGGGCCUGAACAUGGAAAACCAUUUCCGAUCAAUAACUUGAGAACCACUUGAACCAGAAUGUUGAAACUUCAUAGGGUGAUUGGUCAUGCAGAGUAGAUGACCCCUAUUGUUUUUGGGGUCACUUUGUUAAAGGUCAAGGUCACAGGGGCGGGAACAUGGAAAACCAUUUCCAAUCAAUAACAUGAGAACCACUUGACCCAGAAUGUUGAAACUUUAUAGGAUGAUUGGACAUGCAGAGAAGAUGACCCCUAUGAUUUUGGGGUCACUUUGAUAAGGGUCAAGGUCACAGCAGACAGAACAUGGAAAUCCAUUUCCGGUCAAUAGCUUGAGAUUUAUUAGUCCCCUACUGGUUGAAAACCAGUUUCGGGGACUAUAGGAAUGCACUUUUCCGUCAUUCCGUCCGUCCGUCCGUCUGUCCGCAAUUUCGUGUCCGGUCCAUAACUCUGUCAUCCAUGAAGGGAUUUUAAUAUUACUUGGCAUAAAUGUUCCCCAUGAUGAGACGACGUGUCAUGCGCAAAACCCGGACCCCUAGCUCAAAGGUCAAGGUCACAAUUGGAGGUCAAAAGUCAACAGGGCUUUUUUCCUGUCUGGUCCAUAACUCUCCCAUCCAUGAAGAGAUUUUAAUAUUACUUGGCACAAAUGUUCCCCAUGAUGAGAUGAUGUGUCAUGCGCAAAUCCCGGACCCCUAGCUCAAAGGUCAAGGUCACAAUUGGAGGUCAAAGGUCAACAGGGCUUUUUUCCUGUCCCGUCCAUAACUCUCCCAUCCAUGAAGAGAUUUUAAUAUUACUUGGCACAAAUGUUCCCCAUGAGGAGACGACGUGUCGUGCACAAAACCUGGACCCCUAGCUUAAAGGUCAAGGUCACAAUUGGAGGUCAAAGGUCAACAAGGCUUUUUUCCUGUCCGGUCCAUAACUCUCCCAUCUAUGAAGGGAUUUUAAUAUUACUUGGCACAGAUAUACCUCAUAAGAAGACGAUGUGUCAUGCACAACUUUCAGACCCCUAGCUCAAAGGUCAAGGUCACACUUAGCAGUCAAAUGUUAACAUAGCAUGAACAGGGUCUGUUUCGUGUCCGGUCCAUAACACUGACAUUCAUAAAGGGAUUUUAAUAUCACUUGGCACAAUUGUUCCCCAUGAUGAGACGACGUGUCAUGCACAAAUCCCGGAACCAUAGCUCAAAGGUCAAGGUCACAAUUGGGGGUCAAAGGUCAACAGUUUUUUUUCCUGUCCCAUCCAUAACUCUGCCAUCCAUGAAGGGAUUUUAAUAUUACUUGGCACAAAUGUUCCCCAUGAUGAGACAACAUGUCAUGCGCAAAGCCCAGACCCUUAGCUCAAAGGUCAAGGUCACAAUUGGAGGUCAAAGGUCAAUAAGGUGUUUUCCCUGUCCGAUCCAGAACUCUGUCAUCCAUCAAGGGAUUACAAUAUUACUUGGCAUAAAUGUUUCCCAUGGUGAGACGACGUGUCAUGCGCAACACCCAGUACCCUAGCUUAAAGGUCAAGGUCACACUUUGAGAUCAAAGGUCAAGAGGAUUUUUUUCCUGUCCGGUCUAUAACUUUGUCAUGCAAAGUAGGAUUUAGAUAUCAGUUGGCACAAAUAUUCCCCUGGAUGAGACAACAUGUCAUCGCAAGAACCAGGUCCCUAGGUCUAAGGUCAAGGUCAUAUUUAGAGGUCAAAGGUCAAAUUCAAGAAUGACUUUGUAAGGAACAUUUCUUCUUCAUGCAUGGAGGGAUUUUGAUGUAACUUGGACCAAAUGUUCACCACCAUGAGGCACUCUUGUUUUUAGAAUUACGUCCCUUUGUUAUUACUAUAAAUAGAUUUUAUUGUAACUUUUUUAUUACUGGCGGUAGAGAAAAAUCGAGACCACUUUUCUGUGGUACAGCAUGCAUGUUACAUCCAAUUUUUAGGUGUAUUUUGACCUAUCUCUACCUGGUAAAGAGUUUCUUUUGGACUUAUGUUAUAUAGAUUUUUUUUUUUUUUUUUUUUUUUUUUUUUUUUUUUAUAAAGAUUAAUUUCCCUUUGUUGUUACUAUAAAUAACUUACAUGAGAACAUUUUUAUAAUCAGCCAAAAAAAUUCAAUAUGAAAACAACUGUGGGUUUUUAUAUAUGCACAUUUUAAUCCAAGUGUGUUGUUAUAACAUAUUGUAUAUGUAGUACAAUAUUGUUUAUACAUCAUUGACAGAUAUCAGUUCAUUAUGUUAUACUGCAGUAGAGAAAAUUAGGUGCCUUCCAGUAGGGGACUUUGUAUUGCAUGGCAAUACUUCAUUCACUUGUUUGUUCUAGAACCUUCAAACUUCAUAGGGUGAUAGGACUUACAGAGUAGAUGACCCUGAAUAUCUUUGGGGUCACUCCAUCAAAGGUCAAGGCCACUGAGGGCUGAACAUAGAAAACUCUUUCCAAUCCAUAACUUGAGAACCACUUGACCCAGAAUGUUGAAACUUAUUUGUGCAUUCGUGUCCGGUCCAUAUCUUUGUCAUCCAUGGAUGGAUUUUCAAAUAACUUGGCAUGAAUGUGUACCAAAGUAAGACGACAUGUCGUGCACAAGACCUAGAUCCGUAGCUCAAAGGUCAAGGUCACAGUUAGACGCUAAAGGUCAUUUUUCAUGAUAGUGCAUUCGUGUCCGGUCCAGACCUUUGUCAUCCAUGGAUGGAUUUUCAAAUAACUUGGCAUGAAUGUGUAUCACAGUAAGACAACGUGUCGUGCGCAAGACCCAGGUCCGUAGCUCAAAGGUCAAGGUCACACUUAGACGUUAAAGGUCAUAUUUCAUGAUAGUGCAUUGAUGGGCGUGUCCGGUCCAUAUAUUUGUCAUUCAUGCAUGGAUUUUAAAAUUAUUGGGCAUGAAUGUGUACCACAGUAAGACGACGUGUCGUGCGCAAGACCCAGGUCCGUAGGUCCAAGGUCCUAAACUCUAACAUCGGUCAUAACUAUUCAUUCAAAGUGCCAUCGGGGGCAUGUGUCAUCCUAUGGAGACAGCUCUUGUUUACAAAAGCAUCUUCUAGUUACAUAUCUUUUUGUUUUACCGGUAUGUUUUUACAGACAUCAGAAUUUUCUUGCCAUUUAGCGCUGAAAUAAAAUCUGUUUUUAGUGUGCUUGCUCAAAAAACCUCCCUGUCACCUUCUCAAAAAAAAAUGCACUGCAGUCUUUAAUUUUUGCAUUUGUUUGCCGAGCGUAAUAAGUUAACAUUUCAUACUUUUUGAAUGGCUUGCCAGUCAAUAGUCAGAACUAUUGCCUGAGGUCUUAGGGUCAAUAGUUAUGACUAUUGACCAGCAAGCCAUUUGUUAAGUGUUUUAUAAUAUGACAUCAGGAAUUGAUUUUCAAGUUUUUGACCUAUUAGCUCAGCAAAGACAUGUUUAAUAUGGACUUGCCUGUUACAUGCAGCACAAACUAUAGACAGUUGAUUUAUAUUUAUAAGGAGUCAUGUAAUAAAGAAAUUAAGUGCAUGGUUUCAGUGAAUUAAUGAAAUAUUAUAGUGAAAAAUAUCUAAUCAUUUCCCUGUUAAAAUAUCAAAUCUUUGUAUCUUGAAUUCCAGGGGACCUACCAUUUUACUUGGAGGUAACUGAAAUUCAUCUUAAAAAUUAUGAUUCUACUUGGUGUUGGUCUUUUUUUUUGCUAAAAUUGUUGCCAUAGCAACAUAAAUAUGUUAGCAUAUACAUUCUAUAAACAUUCAGAGUGUAAAUAGCAAAUUGAAAUGCAAUUUGUUUCUAGUUUUAAUUAAGUAAUUUUUUUAACACAUGAUCAUGGCAAUAUUUUUAUUUAAAAAUCAAAUAUAAACUUUGACACACCAGGACAUAAAAUAUUUCCUUUUGUUAUUAAUCUAUUUCAGCAAAAGUGAAGUUUUAAGGAGGGCAACACUUAAAUACUGAUGUUUACAUAUGGUUUUGCACCUGUCUACAUUAUUAAUUAUUGCAUACAUGACUGGCAUUUCUUGUGAUUUCGCUGAUGCUAGAAAACUCCAUCUUACACCCUUGAAAUGCUGCAAAUGACAUAUAAAUGCUUAUAUCUAUGCAGUGGUUUUGUGCAGUAAUUAUUACCUUUUUUACAUAAAACUGGAUAAAAAUCAAAUACCUUGACAGUUCCUGUUUGUUCUUUACAUAAUUUCUCGUUUCAAAACAAUUGUUUAACAAAAAAAUGUAACAUUUUACUGCAAGUGAUAAAAUAAAACCAAACUCUUAUGUUGCUUUUGCCUUUGUAAUUAUCAUGGCAGAUUUCUUGUUUUGGGACAUUAUGUUCCCAUGCUUAGUUUAGCAGGUUACUGUAAGAUAAAAGUGCAGUAAGAUGUUUGAUUUUCUUUUUUCUUUUAUUUGUUGAAUAUGGCAUGCAAGAGGAAGAUUUUAUCACUUGUUGUAUGUUGUGCAGAUAGGAAUCUGGUUGUCAAGUAACAGUUUACGCAGUAACUCGGUAGAGCCUCGUUGCCACUUAAACAGAUACCCUCCAGCCAGAUAUUCCCAUCUGCAUCUACUACCAGUGAAAGGAUUUUAUAGCUUUACUUAAAAUUUUAUACUAAUGAAACUAAACGAUUUACCAAAAAAUCGUCUUGGUACUUGUAUUGAUUGAUAAAGUAAUUUACCGGUAAUGAUAGCUGGAACUGAAAAUUGUUUUUAUGUAAUAUGCAGGCAAUACUGUUGUUGUUUUCUGUACAUACAUGUAGCUUGUUCUUUUUAAAGAGAUUGAUUUUAAGCUUUGUACCUGUAUUAAAAUAUGACUGGUGCAUUUAUUGUUCAUGCCAAGUAGGUUAUACUUGUUAUGUUUUAUUCAUAAAAAGAAAUAAAUCUUACGAAGAAUA
Mercenaria mercenaria is the source of this 7565-nucleotide messenger RNA. Its product is annotated as alpha-ketoglutarate-dependent dioxygenase alkB homolog 3-like. Bases 81 to 920 code for a protein of 279 amino acids. The record is from RefSeq and is a predicted model, not a curated record. Gene Ontology annotation, molecular function: dioxygenase activity. Gene Ontology annotation, cellular component: nucleus. Gene Ontology annotation, biological process: DNA alkylation repair; DNA repair. Lineage: Eukaryota; Metazoa; Mollusca; Bivalvia; Venerida; Veneridae. The transcript is spliced from 7 exons.